Molecule: messenger RNA, 1248 nt
Organism: Cinclus cinclus
Lineage: Eukaryota; Metazoa; Chordata; Aves; Passeriformes; Cinclidae
Gene: POU1F1
Product: POU class 1 homeobox 1
Exons: 7
Coding region: 1-1008 (335 amino acids)
Biological process (GO): regulation of transcription by RNA polymerase II
Molecular function (GO): DNA-binding transcription factor activity, RNA polymerase II-specific; RNA polymerase II cis-regulatory region sequence-specific DNA binding
Source: RefSeq, a predicted model, not a curated record
AUGAGCUGCCAAGCAUUUGCUUCCUCAGACGCCUUUGUGCCCUUGAAUUCUGACUCUUCUCCCUCUCUGCCUCUGAUAAUGCAUCACAGCGCUGCAGAGUGCCUACAGGUCUCCAACCAUGCCACCAAUGUUGUGUCUACAGGGUUGCACUACUCCGUGCCCUCCUGUCACUAUGGGAAUCAACCUUCCACCUACGGGGUGAUGGCAGGCAUCAAGCCUGCAACUCCAGAGAUGCUCUCAGCAAGUCUCUCCCAGACUCGCAUCUUACAGACAUGCAGCAUGCCCCACCCCAAUGUGGUAAACGGUGUCAGCACCUUGCAAAGUGGCCUCACCCCUUGCCUGUACAAAUUCCCGGAGCACGCGCUGAGCGCCAGCUCCUGUGCCCUGGGCCACGGCUUCACCGCUGUGCCCCAGCCCCUGCUCACGGAUGACCCCGCUGCCACUGACUUCAAGCAGGAGUUCCGCAGGAAGAGCAAGUCCGUGGAGGACCCCGUGGACAUGGACUCCCCUGAAAUCAGGGAGCUGGAGAAAUUUGCCAACGAGUUCAAGCUGCGGCGAAUCAAGCUGGGUUACACACAAACCAACGUUGGAGAAGCGCUGGCUGCCGUGCACGGCUCUGAGUUCAGCCAGACGACCAUUUGCCGCUUUGAGAACUUGCAGCUGAGCUUCAAGAACGCGUGCAAACUGAAAUCCAUCCUGUCCAAGUGGCUGGAGGAAGCAGAACAAGUGGGAGCUUUGUACAAUGAAAAAGUUGGAGUGAAUGAACGGAAGAGGAAGCGCAGAACCACCAUAAGCAUCGCUGCCAAAGAAGCCCUAGAGAGGCACUUUGGAGAACAAAGUAAGCCGUCUUCUCAGGAAAUUAUGAGGAUGGCUGAGGGGCUCAAUCUUGAGAAAGAAGUCGUGAGAGUUUGGUUUUGCAACAGAAGACAAAGGGAAAAAAGAGUGAAGACCAGUUUACACCAGAACGCCUUCAGUUCUAUUAUCAAGGAGCACCAUGAAUGCCAGUGAAGCUUUUCCACGUACAGAUGUGGAUUUCUGUUUUGCUUUUUGUAGAUAUUGUAAAUACUGUGUUGUUUAAAAAAAAAAAAAAAAGAAAAGAAAAAUCACUAAACCACUCGUUCCUCCUACAAGCUGCCAGCUUCAGAUGUAGUGUGUGUGAAAGACCCAAUUUUAAUGUAAAAGGUCGGAAACUAAAUCCUGCAGUAUCUGUUUAAAGAGCUGGAGUUCUCUGCAAGGAACCCAUACAUA